This is a messenger RNA of Lathyrus oleraceus (garden pea), 5148 nucleotides long. RefSeq names its product protein SHORTAGE IN CHIASMATA 1. The transcript has 9 exons. NCBI's taxonomy places the organism in Eukaryota, Viridiplantae, Streptophyta, Magnoliopsida, Fabales, Fabaceae. Gene Ontology annotation, molecular function: nucleic acid binding. The coding region runs from base 20 to 4981 and encodes 1653 amino acids. Gene Ontology annotation, biological process: reciprocal meiotic recombination; DNA integration; resolution of meiotic recombination intermediates. The record is from RefSeq and is a predicted model, not a curated record.
AGUUCUAUCUAAAAAGAAAAUGCGAACUCGCUAUCUGAACAACGACUACUUCACUCUCCCUCCAUCCCAACGCCACGAAACCAUCCCUUUCCUCCACCUCCCUGUACCUCGCCUCCCUACGCCGCUUUCCUCCGCCGUCGACCACCACCUAAACUUCUACUCCCCUCUCCCCGACGUCUCCCUCUACAUCGAUCCUUUCCCGAUCCACUCCGCACUCUCCUUCUUCCUCUCCUCUGUCCUCCCUCACAAAAUCGCGAUUCCGAAUCCAGAUCCGUCCUCCUCCGUUUCCGAUUAUCCAAAUAACAAUAAUGCGCUGCUGAGAGAAGCAGAUUUUAUCUUCGAAGAUCAUGUCACCGAUGCUGAUAUUGAAUUUUCCAAAGAGAGUAAAACCGUUGCUCGUAGUAAUGAAAAUGAAGUCGCUUAUGAAGCGUUUCAAUUUGAAACACCUGAGCAGCUGGACACACUCUUGGAAAAUGUAUGCUUCACAGUGAAGGAGAGAAUGGAAAUGCUGUCUCAUACUCCAGAGGUUGAAAAUAGCAUGGAAAUGUUUAUGUCUGAGUCAUUGAUGCAGUACUCUUACGAGGAUCUGGACUCAGUAUCAAGGAUGGAAGACGUUAUUUCUGAGUACCUAAACGGGGAGAAUGCAUGUGCUUUAGAAGGUAAUAUUUCUGUUCAGCACCUACCAUACUCUGACAAAAAGACAUUUCUCAUUUUGGAAGUGGAUGAAGAACGUUUGGGAAUUCCCACAAGGUUAUCUAUGGGAGAUAUUGUUGAAUCAUAUUUUGAGAAUCUCAGACCUCAAAGUUUUGAUGAACAAUAUCAGUCCAUAGCAGAGGGAAGGGAACUGUUGGAUUCUAAAGUGUAUGACGUGGUGAAGUUGUUCUCAGAGGACUGUGUAUCAAAGAAGAGUUUGAUCUUAUCAGAUCUAUUUCCUGAAAGAGAUUUCUUAAAUAUGUUGGAAAAUGAACAUGUGGAUGGGACAUUGCAGGCUGAUAGUGAUCUGUUAGUGAAUCUAAUUACCUUCCAGGAGUUUGUGUUCCUUGAUGAAGAUAUGAUUAAUAAUACCUUUGAAGCUUUUUAUGAUACAAAAGCAUUGAAUGAUCUUGAAGCAAGUGUCUGGAUGUUCAAAAAAGAGUUUAAUUUUAAGAGUUUUGAUGAAUUGGUUGUUAGUAAUGAAAUGGCACUAGUAGACGACACAUUCAGAUCAUUGCCUGUACCUGUAAUCUCUGACCACAUAAAGAUGAUUUAUGUACAUGAUAUCAUUGGAGAACUAUUUUCAAACAUGAAGACCCAACCUCUAUCUGCAUCUGAUGGAAUUUACUUAAACUGGGAUCUACUGGAAGAAGAUAAAUGCAAUUACAAUAUAUCUAAUUGGUAUCAGAACAUAUGGGCCAAGAUAGAUAUGAAAAACCAUGAUUUCAGAGAAAAAUCUUUUGACAAUAGAAAAAUGAUCUUUGAUCUAGUUUUUUUUGGUGAUUCAAUAGUUGAGUGUGACCAUAAAAAUAGUAAAGAGUUGCAGAAUUUGCUUUGUGAUAGAAUUUCUCAGCUUGACAGUCAGCCUGUAGAAUUUGCUGUGAGCACACUUUUAGAACAUGGAUCUUCCAAUAAAGGAUGUCGAGAACAAUUACUUGAAAAAUACGCACAGAGGAAGUCUAUGUCAGAUAUCAGCAACCUUCGUGAUACUACAGGUAAAUGUGACCUUCAUCAAAGUGAGGAGUUGCAAAAGUUGCUUUCUGAUAGCAUUUCUCAGCCUGUAGAAUUUGCUGCAGGCAAAUUAUUAGACAAUGGGUCUUUCAAUCAAGGACAUCAAGAACAAUUACCAGAAAGAAAUGUUGAGAGGGUUUCAUUAUUAUUUAAGUCUAUGUCAGAAAUCAGCAACCUUGAUUAUUUCUUAAACCCUCAAAAAGCAACUGUUAAGGAGAGUUGUUAUUCUGCAGUAGACUCCACCAAUGUUAACGUUAAUAUUCCAAAAUAUGCAUCCACUGCAUUGAAACCUGGUAUACAAUCACAAGGAUGGCGCACUGUUCUGCAUAGAGUUAAGCUGUCUGAUAAUAUUGUGGCUCUUGCUAGAUAUUUUGGAAAAAGCUAUCUGGCCAUUUUGCAGAGUGAUACAGAGCUGACAAAGACACAUAAAUCAGAUGUUCAUUGUUUUGAAUUGCUGAGUCUUCAAAAGCACAAACUGAUUGAAUUCCAUGUAAAUGGAAAUAAUAUGGCGUUUAUUGUGUUAAGUGCAAUUAAACAGGCAGUUUGGUACUUAUGUUUCUAUGGUCUCAAUCCAGCAUGCUUGUAUCUAGAAAAACUAUGUCAAAACAUGGGCUACUUGAAAUCAAGAUUAGGCAUCCUCCAAUCUUUGAUCAAAGAUGAAAACAGGAAGAUGGAAAACAAUAUUACUAUGGCACACUCAUCGCUAACAAUUGUUAAGGAAAUUUUACAGGGAAACAUCAAACAGGAUAGUUUGAAAGCUUUAAUUGUGGCUGAAGAAGUAUUCUGGUGGUCUUUGAAAAAUCUCCUUCUCUCCCUGAGGUUAUCAUUUGGUGAACUAAAUGACUCUUACCGUAAUCUGCCCGAGGAAUCUAAUACUAAAAUGAUGGAACUUCUGAGUUCAGACUGCUUGCUGGUUUCAUACAAGCAUGUUUCUCCAUUAUUUCCAUUCAACAAGUUUGGCAUUAUCUUGGAAUAUGGUGGUCCAAAUGGUUCUUCUAGAAUAUCUGAAUUUCCAUCAAAUUCAGUUGGAUUGCUUAAUCUUCAUUUUUUGACGGUUGAAUUGAAUGACCAUGCCGUUCUCAAAGCACUCUGUCAAGGUGUUGAAACACCAAUGUUGCCGGAAACUGAGACUCCUCUUAUUUUCAAUCACAAGGAAAGUAUGGUGAAUCGAAAAUUAGAGCGACUACUGAACUUUUAUCCUACGGAACAACGCCAUGAUAUAAAAUCUUCAAAGGCUGCACUUGAAACAGACAAUUUUAUGCCUCUAAUUCCGGCUGUGGAAACUGAGAAUAACCAUCAAAGCUUAGAGUCUUUUACUGGAUCAAUUAUCAUUGUCAAUACUCAAAAUGUAGAUAAGGAAAUGAUAGUGUCCAGAAGAAGCUCUUACCAAGUAAUUCUUGCGUUGGAGAAAAGAGGAAUUCAAGUUGCUGAACGUGAUUUAGAUUUACCAGUGGAUAUUAUAUUAAGUUCAGCAGUUUGUUUGGCAUGGUAUGAUAGUACAAACCUCUGGAAGAAAGCAACUCCCGCGACUGAGGCAUCUUCAAGCUUGCCUUUAUGUAUCGAUAAUAUUGCAACUGAUGUUCUGCCAUUGCUUAGUUUUUACUUCUGUGGAUGCUUUCUGGUCUUUGAAGGGGAAUUUAACUUUCUUUCAACUGUUAUGGAAUACUCGGAUGGACUUUAUGCAGCAGCCACAAGCCUGGGAAUGGAUUUGCAGAUCUUCUUCUCUUACUCACCAGAGUUGACCAAUAAAAUUAUGAUAAACUGCAUUAAGAGUACUGCCAUUCAGACAAGAGGUCUGUAUUCUAAAAUGCCUGAUUCAGUAACUCUAGCAGAGUCCUUUCUUACACAAUUUCCUGGAAUAAAUCCUUUAACAGCACAGUCUAUACUAACUUUAGGGGUCACACUCAAUGAGUUCCUCACGUGGUCACACGAACAAAGGGUACACGUUUUAGGAAAAUAUAAUGUUCCUGAACAAAGUCUUUCUCUAUUGAGCAUCUUCUGCAAAUAUGGGGAAAGGGAGGAUUCCAAAUCAAUAAUGACAGACUGCUCUUCUUCGGUAUCUUCUGGUCCAGACUCAGAUAGGUGUCGGUUUUAUCAAUUUGACAAUAAAAGAAAAAGACCAAACCCUGUAGUCAUUGAUCAGAGUGAUGAACUAUGUUUUGAUGAGUUGUUGCAAUUCAAAACACUAAACCAAGUAGUUGAGGCUGUCCCUGGUCCGUCUACCUUGCAAAAUCCUUAUGAUCUUGGUAUGUCAAAAGAUGCUUGGAGAUCUAGAGACUCGGGAAAAGCUAGUUUGCACAUGAGUGAUCCAUUUUACCAAAAGCAAAAUAACAUUGCGACAACAAUGAGAAACCACUCCAGAGUCUCCCCAUCAUCAUGGAACUGCAAAGCUCCCCAAAUAUAUGAGCAGCUAGAACAGCCCAGUUUUUCUUUGAAAAAUAAAGGGUUGGCUCAAAAUGAAAUAAUGGAUAAUGAUUUGAUGGGGAAAAAUUUGAAAUGGCACAACCUUGGUAAAUUUGAGAAGCUGCACGAGGGCAUCAAAGGUGAAGUUGUUGACUUGACUAAUAGUCCUCUAUUAGAUGAAAGCUUCUCCAUUUCUGAAUCCAUGUAUUUCCCAAAUCGGAUAGAUGAGACAGAGAAAGAUCAUUUGAGAAAGAAUAAAAUUUUAAGGAAAUUGUCAUUUGGUAGCAGCAUUCACUCAGAAACCAACUCAAUAUGGAGAUCAAUGAAAGAUACAGGGGAAGUUGAUCACCAUGCAGAACCAGAUUUUGGAAAAGAUACAUUUCCUCUUGAUUUCAAUCCCCAUGGAAACAUUGAUUCAACUCCAGUAAGAAACUUAGGAGGAUUAACCUUCGAGGAGGGAGUAUCAUAUUUGAGUGAAACUCCACUCUCACGUGUCCGCAGGUCAGCUACUCCAUUAAAGCAUUCACCUUGGACAACUGAAUUUAUUAAUAAAGUAAAAGAAAAGAGCAAAUUGCGUCAAAAAUCAGUAUUGUGUGGGAAUUCCAGUUCUUUUUUUGGGUAUCAGGGGAAUAUUUCGAAAGCUUCUAAGAAGAGAAGUCCCUCUACACUUGAUUCCUUUAGGUACCAACCUAGUAAAACACCUGGAAAUAUCCAGGAACAGAAAAGACAGAAGCAAUCCGGACAAUCUUCAAACUCAGCCAAGAAAGGAAGAUAUCCCGUUCCCAUAUCCUCAUGGACUCCUAAUGACAAGAGAUCGACAAUGUCUAUGGCAGGCACUAACAUUUGGGAAGAGUGCAAGUGGAGCUCAAACUAAGCUCGUCUGGAGUGAUAAAAGAAAGAUUCCAAAUCAGGCACAGUAAUCUAUAACUGGAGAGAAGAAUGGAGAUUUAUAUUAUUGAUACUUGGUUUAAUAACAUUUUGAAAUGUAGUUUGGUAAAAAUAUAACUACAAAUACAUCUCACAUGAUUUAAGUUUCACAUA